This is a messenger RNA of Daucus carota subsp. sativus, 288 nucleotides long. Its product is annotated as small ubiquitin-related modifier 1-like. Bases 1 to 288 code for a protein of 95 amino acids. Gene Ontology annotation, biological process: protein sumoylation. Gene Ontology annotation, molecular function: ubiquitin-like protein ligase binding; protein tag activity. The transcript has a single exon. Gene Ontology annotation, cellular component: nucleus. The record is from RefSeq and is a predicted model, not a curated record. NCBI's taxonomy places the organism in Eukaryota, Viridiplantae, Streptophyta, Magnoliopsida, Apiales, Apiaceae.
AUGGAGGAGAGUACGGGAAGCAAUUCUGUUUGCUUUGAAGAAGUUGAUGAAAAAAUAACACUCACAGUUAAGGGACAUACAGGAAACAAGUUCAGCUUCACCAUGAAGCGUCACGAAACAUUUCUAGGCCUCAAGACUGCGUACUGUGAGAGUCGAGGAUACGGUGAUCAUAAGAACACGAGGUUCAUUUGGAAUGGCAAGCAGCUUUGCUGCCGCGAUACUCCCAACGACUUUGGAAUCGAAAAUGGCGAUGUUAUUGAUGCUGUGCUUAGUCUAAGAGGCUGCUAA